This is a messenger RNA of Closterium sp. NIES-67, 1665 nucleotides long. Lineage: Eukaryota; Viridiplantae; Streptophyta; Zygnematophyceae; Desmidiales; Closteriaceae. The record is from the annotation of a GenBank genome assembly.
UGCCUUCUCUGAGGGACCAUCGCAGCAGUAGUGCCUUUUCUGUAGUAUUUCUGGAUCGGAUUCCGUCGAGUUUGUCACCCCAGCGCGCGUAGCUUGUGCCUUCAAGCCAAUGCCUCAGGGUUUCGUAGGCUUUGAGUAGCGAGUGGUGAUGAGAUAACCCCGCCUAACUCUCAGCGUCUAUCAGCGCUUAUGCGUCUUAUGUAGUAGAACUAGCUGCUCCUCGGUUCGUAGCACCCUUGUGGAUAUAGUUAGCCGUCGCGCUCGCUCACUUUCACUUUAGUUCACCCUAAAUAUUAGACCCUAAGUUACCCCCAAAGCACCCGUUUUCGCCAGCCAGUCAGCCCCUCUCCCCUUCUCCCUUCCGCCGACUCUCUUCUCGCCGACUCCCGGUCGUCGCGUCGCUGUGUCCGCGACUUCCCGGCUGACUCAGCUAAAAACCGAGACCCGCCGACUUUCCCAUUCCCAGCCGGCAGCCAUGUCGAUUCUCGAUCAGCACAACGUGCGUCUGAUAGGCUCCGGCGCUCAGCUGGUCGUGCUGGGGCACGGGUUCGGCACGGACCAAUCCGUGUGGCAGCACGUGGUGCCGCACCUGCUGGACGACUACCGCCUGCUGCUCUUCGACCUCAUGGGGGCGGGGUCCACCAACCCGGACAACUUCUCCUUCGCGCGCUACUCCACGCUGCACGCGUAUGCGGACGAUCUGCUCGCGAUUCUGGACGAGUUGGACGUGCAGGAGUGCUGCUAUGUGGGGCACAGCGUGUCCGGGAUGAUCGGGUGCAUUGCGGCGAUCGAACGGCCCGAUGUGUUCAAGAAGAUCGUGCUCCUCGGCGCGUCGCCCAGGUACCUGAACGACGGCGACUACUUCGGCGGGUUCGAUCAGGAGGACCUGAACCAGCUGUUCCUCGCCAUGCAGAGCAACUUCCGCGCGUGGGUGUCGGGCUUCGCGCCGCUGUGCGUGGGGUCCGACAUCGACGCGCCCGCCGUGCAGGAGUUCAGCCGCACCUUCUUCUGCAUCCGCCCCGACAUCGCGCUCUCGGUGGCCAAGACGAUUUUCCAGUCCGACAUGCGAGCCAUUCUGCCGCAGGUGCGUGUGCCGUGCCACAUUCUGCAGUCCAGCAAGGACCUGGCAGUGCCUGUAAUGGUAUCAGAGUACAUGCACCUGCACCUGGGGGGAAAGAGCGUCGUUGAAAUCUUCCCCACGCACGGCCACUUGCCGCAGCUCUCCACCCCUGAGAUCGUCAUUCCCGCGCUUAAACGGCACUUAAGAGGGAACCUUUAAGUGCUGCCCUGAGUGGGAAAGGAAAGGGAUAGAAAGCUGCCUCCUCCAAGGCCCCUGUAGACGUGAUAGGGAGCUGCUAGUGGUGGCUCAGUUGAAAAUGUUUUUUUUUUGUUCUCUUGUUUUCUUGUUUUUCCCGUUGCUCCCCUCCUUGGUCUUCUCCCCCCUUUCAUCACCCUCCCUUGGUUUGCCAAAAAUCAUGACCCCAACCCAAAGUGUGCAAUGCAAUGGUAAGAGACAAAAGAUUGCUAUGCAGAUACAAGGGAGGCAAUGAUUGAAGGUAUGAUUGUCAACAAAUCAUUGUAUAUGUAAUAGGUCAGAUAGGUGCAUGCUCAUAGAGAACACCUUAGGUUAUAUCCCCUUGUAUCCCCUAAUCAUUCUCAAUUCAU